ACUGAAGGUCUAAUAGGAGGAUUAGAUCCUAAUCUGAACUACUUGUUCUCUAUAUCUACAUCAUUUAAUGUUAAUGGAAUCAUUUAUAAAGGAGAAAGGACUCAACCAAUACCACCAGUUACUUAUUCUGCUGAAACAACUACCAUGACUACUCCAUUGACUACUGUAUUAGUGAAUAAUGGAGGGAAUAUUGGAGUGAUAGUUGGCCUAAGUGUAGUUUUUCCUGUAUUAUUAGUACUGGCUAUAAUUAUUAUACUGGUGCUGGUUAUGUACAUAAAAAGAACUAAUAUUAAUCAAAAAAGAAAAUCAGAUAAUGACAUUGUAAUGGAAUGCAGUCCAGCUUAUGCCACAACUGAAUUUAAAACAAAGUUAGUUACACUAUUGACUAGUACAUUAUGUCUAUACACACACACAUACAGUACUACUGAUGAUAUACUAAUGAAAGAUAGUCCAGCAUACAGUACAGUACAACAAACACAAUCAACUGUUGAGCCAGUGUAUGAUACAACUAAUAAUGAAUAUGAGACUCCUCUUCCACCACCUGCUGAAUAUGAAAUACCAACUGUUUAAUAAUGUACUUAUCUUUUCUGUUGUAAAAACUUGGAAUAGUAAUUAAGUCAAUUUAAAUAUGUGCUUG
Molecule: messenger RNA, 637 nt
Organism: Amphimedon queenslandica
Lineage: Eukaryota; Metazoa; Porifera; Demospongiae; Haplosclerida; Niphatidae
Exons: 4
Coding region: 145-570 (141 amino acids)
Source: RefSeq, a predicted model, not a curated record